Molecule: messenger RNA, 1729 nt
Organism: Nymphaea colorata (pocket water lily)
Lineage: Eukaryota; Viridiplantae; Streptophyta; Magnoliopsida; Nymphaeales; Nymphaeaceae
Exons: 3
Coding region: 326-1060 (244 amino acids)
Source: RefSeq, a predicted model, not a curated record
CUUGAAUAAAUUAUAUGACAAUUGAGUGGCAGAUCCAUGCAGAUGUAUUUUCGCCAAAAGAUAUUUAUUUUGCGAGUUCAAUAGAAGUAACAAGAUGAAUUUGUAAAAGAUACAAAAUGAAAUCUUUGAACUUCGAAGGGGCUGUGUGUGUGUGUGAGAGGCUGAGAAACUGGGCUGACGCAUGUCGCUACUUUCAAGGGCUUUCAUGAAUCAGUGAAAAACCUCAUUCUGCAGUACACUGUGGACACGGGCAUUACCGUCAGUCAGCACGCAGACGGACCUUCGGCUAAAACUAAUCUGGCCGGCGCGCCAGCCUUCAUUUGAUAUGCCGUUUCACCGUGCGUCUGCCGGAACAACCGCAUUCACCGCCGUCCAUCACGGUGACCGUAUUCACCGCCGUCCAGUGGAACGGUAUCCACCGCGGCCACGUCAUCAUCAAGAUCUGCUGACUGCUGAGGUGGCCAGCGGCGACGGGGUUAUCACCGGCUUGGUGGUGAGACGCCGUUGCGGGGGUGACCGAGUAAAACGCGUCGAGUGGUGUGCCGGGCGAGGUGGAGCUAUCUAUCCCCUCUGCGCUUCAUAUGGCCGCUGGCUCCGUCCGACGGGCAGCAUCAUCUUGCCCUCCCGAGCUGCCCGAAUCAUCCUCAAAGAAACCCUCUCUCUCUCUCUCUCUCUCUCCCACACAGAUGCUAUUAGAGAGAAGAGUGUCGAGAGACCUCUUGCACUCACUUUUCUCUCUCUCUCUCUCUCUCUUCCCCUCGACGAAUCUCUCACCGUAGAGAAGCACUGGUUUUCAUGGAAGGGAAGUUCUCCAUCUUAUACAGUCUCCAGUCCUCCAUUGGUUCGUUGCAGAAGGGGAGUUGUGAUAAGAGAUGGGAUCGUUCAUCUCCAUGGAAAGGAAGAUCGGAUGGAAGAGAGUCACUCGCUUCAGCAUCCCGGCAGAUGCCCAGAUGAGAAUGCUACAGCCAUGAGAAUGGCGCUAUCCUACCUGAGCUUUCCCCUUAGUAAUUUUACCUUCAUCUCUUUCUUUAGUUUCUUGUUGCUCCCACCAUUCAAUUAGGUAUUGUCUUACCCGUGUUCUUUUUCUUGACCUUGUAAGACCUUUUCUUGAUCUUGUAAGACCCCAUGCCAGCAUUACCACCCCACUUUCAUGUUUGCUUGUUCCUCACCAUCUAAUUCUCAACCACCUUCUCAACCUAAGUCUAUCCCUCCUGAGCUGCUACCAUUCAUUGGGUACAUUGUCACAUGGAAGAAAAAGACUCGAAUCAGGGCUACCAAACAGCUUCUUUGUGUUAUAUCAUCAAACCAAACUUUUUAUUAUUGAAGUUUUCCUUUUCUCACUGCGGUGUUUUGAAGGCACUAGGUUUACAGUGGAGAUUGUUCGGCUUUUGUUCUUUGAAAUGGAUGACAUCUUGUGUUGCUAAUUUAAAAGUAUGUUUGUCAUUUUUCAGAAUGCGACCUUGCAUGGCUCUUGUACAAUAAGCCCUCUGCAGAUUCUUUCUUGGUUUUGUUUUCUUUACACAUGAAAAAAAGAGCAGGUGUAUGAGGGCUUUUAUGAAGCCUGGUAAAAGAAUUUUGUACAUGCUAAGGUUAGUAGAGGACCUCUCGAGUGCAGCUUUUUUGGAUACUGUAGCUUUUUUACUGUACUUCAUCACUUGGUUCUCUCUCUUACUCCCUCUCUCAAUAAUGCAUAUAUAUAUAUAAUUAUGUAUAUAGUGUUUCACUGCGA